This is a messenger RNA of Parathielavia appendiculata, 1019 nucleotides long. RefSeq lists its product as uncharacterized. Gene Ontology annotation, biological process: vesicle-mediated transport. Gene Ontology annotation, cellular component: Golgi membrane. The transcript has 3 exons. NCBI's taxonomy places the organism in Eukaryota, Fungi, Ascomycota, Sordariomycetes, Sordariales, Chaetomiaceae. The record is from RefSeq and is a predicted model, not a curated record. Bases 291 to 671 code for a protein of 126 amino acids.
GGGCAGACGAACGGUUGCAUGGGCUUCGAAUAUCUCAGUUGGAGAAGCCACCUAAAACACCAGCAACAUGUCGUUGAAGGAGGAAUUCGCGACGCGCAACUUCAGUAUCUACGGGCAAUGGUGAGCAUCCUCUCCCACGUACUACCAUACGACACACGCCCCUCGACGCCAGGCUGCACGAUCGACAUCUUCCGCACCUCUGCUGAGUUGCCCGUGCCAACCGCAACAGCAGCAGUUGUUGAAGAGUACGAGCUAACAUUUACACGCCACACAGGCUCGGCAUCCUCACCAUGAUCCUCUGCUUCGCCCUCGGUAUCGCCAACGUUUUCACCGGGAGCAUCGUAAUCAUCGCGCUUAGCGCCGUGUGUCUCGCAUCCUCGUUCGUAAUCCUCUUUAUCGAAGUGCCCCUCCUUCUCCGCAUCUGCCCGACCUCGCCCAAGUUUGACAGCUUCAUUCGCAAGAUCACGACAAACUACAUGCGCGCCGCCGCAUACUUCACCAUGGGCCUCAUCCAGUGGCUUACCAUUAUCAGCCGCGCCACCUCGCUGAUCGUUGCGGCCGUGUUCCUGACGGCCACCUCGGCGUGUUAUCUCCUGGCGGGCAUCAAGGGCCAGGCGUUUGUGGGCAGCAAGACUCUUGGUGGAGCGGGGGUGGCGCAGAUGAUUGUAUGAGGUCGAGGCUGGGAGGAGGAGGAGGAGGAGGAGGAGGAGGAGGUACUAGUGACGGUUCUGGUGAUGACGAGCAACUAUGGGUAGUGGGGAGAUGGUCGGAAGUAAAGAGGGAAGAGAAGGUGGCUUUCCCCUCCAGGUUACUUAGGUGUCGCUAUGGGGUGAUCGGACGCUCCUUGAGGGUGCCGUCGUUCAGCUCGGCGCUGGCUACGUAGGAGAGAGACCCACGAAAGAGGCAUUAUUUUCUGUGUCGGAUCCGCAUCUUUGUAUUUAGUUUAAAAAGAGGGGCUCAUGGCGUCUAUGGUUUCCUCAUGGGUCUUGGGCGGCUCUUGAAUCCAUGUAGUUUGUUAG